Molecule: messenger RNA, 646 nt
Organism: Trichogramma pretiosum
Lineage: Eukaryota; Metazoa; Arthropoda; Insecta; Hymenoptera; Trichogrammatidae
Gene: Mesh1
Product: guanosine-3',5'-bis(diphosphate) 3'-pyrophosphohydrolase MESH1
Exons: 3
Coding region: 23-646 (207 amino acids)
Molecular function (GO): guanosine-3',5'-bis(diphosphate) 3'-diphosphatase activity
Source: RefSeq, a predicted model, not a curated record
UGUAAACUAACAUAUCGAAGUAAUGUCACUUCACUGUGUUCACAAACAGUUUGAUACAGAAUCAAAGGAUAUUGGAAAAUCUGCAGAAGCGAUGAACAACGAAGAAUUGGUGGCUGCAAUUGUGAAAUGUACCAACUUUGCUGCUAUAAAGCAUACAUCCCAAAGACGUUGCAAUGCAGCAAAGACUCCCUACAUAAAUCAUCCUAUUGGCGUUGCUAAUAUAUUAGUCGAAGAGGGAGGUAUUUACAGUCUUCCUGUUAUAAUGGCAGCUCUUCUCCAUGAUACAGUUGAAGAUACAGACACGACUUUUGACGAAAUUAAAGAGCAUUUUGGUGAAAAAGUGUGUAGCAUCGUAAAAGAGGUCACAGAUGAUAAGUCUCUACCGAAGCAGGAAAGAAAACGAUUACAAAUUCUCCACGCUCCCAGCAGUAGCUAUGAAGCAAAACUAGUCAAAUUAGCUGAUAAGCUUUACAAUUUGAGAGAUUUAGAAAAAGAAACUCCUGUUGAAUGGACUGAGGAAAGAGUUGAUGAAUAUUUCAAGUGGGCCGAAUCCGUCGUUCGCGGAUUGAAAGGAACAAAUGCGAACUUGGAACAAGCUCUCGAUGAAUUAUUUCAGCGGCAUUCUACAAAAAAGAAUAAUAUUUGA